This is a messenger RNA of Cantharellus anzutake, 725 nucleotides long. RefSeq lists its product as uncharacterized. The coding region runs from base 22 to 534 and encodes 170 amino acids. The transcript is spliced from 2 exons. NCBI's taxonomy places the organism in Eukaryota, Fungi, Basidiomycota, Agaricomycetes, Cantharellales, Hydnaceae. The record is from RefSeq and is a predicted model, not a curated record.
CCUGUUUCCCACGCCAACACGAUGCCCCCUUUCCUCGCUGGCGAUCAGGGAUUGACACCCACCCUACAGCGCCUAUCCCGGAUAACUAAACACGAAUAUCCAAAUUAUGCAUCACUAUCUCAGCCUGUGCCUCCCCCGAUCAUUGAUUCAUCUCCUUUGAGUGAUUCCGGUAAUCAGGAGAACUUGGAUGAUCGCGGAGAUCGAGAACAUUUUAAUACGAGUCAUAUUCUUGGGCUUGCUCGAUUAUACGGGGAAAUACGACGCGAGUAUGAGAGAGUGGAGAAGUUCUUAAAGUCGGAUGACGGAUGGGAGUCGCGUCCGCCGUUGUCGACUAACGCCCCUUAUCUUAUAGCUGUAUGGGAUGAACUGAUCGCGAGUAGAGGGGUAACAGCCGUAGGAAAGAUCUUCAAACUUCCAAAGAGAGCCGAUGGCACCUCUCUCGUACGUGGGAAGAUCCCUGGAGUGUCUAACGAAUCGAUAAAGGUAGAUGUGGUUUCUGAGUUUGGGAAGAAAUGGACGCGAGUCAUCACGUAAAAAAAACUUUCGCAAGUUCAAUCUCGUUUUAAGGAUUUUGAAUGUUCUGACGGUUUUAGAUUGAAAGCUGGUCGAUUCAUGCGCGAACUAGACGAGAUAGAAUCUUCCGAUUCGGAUUCGGAACCAGAGCCUACUACUACUACUCAAGUUGAAGAUCCAUCAACCCAUCACCAAUCGUUGGAAAGCUCUCU